Stegastes partitus (bicolor damselfish) is the source of this 2453-nucleotide messenger RNA. Its product is annotated as protein-glutamine gamma-glutamyltransferase 2-like. Gene Ontology annotation, cellular component: mitochondrion. Gene Ontology annotation, biological process: peptide cross-linking. The coding region runs from base 1 to 2079 and encodes 692 amino acids. The transcript is spliced from 15 exons. Gene Ontology annotation, molecular function: protein-glutamine gamma-glutamyltransferase activity. The record is from RefSeq and is a predicted model, not a curated record. NCBI's taxonomy places the organism in Eukaryota, Metazoa, Chordata, Actinopteri, Pomacentridae.
AUGGAGAACGUGAUUAAAAGCGUGGACUUCCACUGCCAGGCCAACAACGCUGCCCACCGAACCAUUGAAAUCUCAACCAAGCAGCUGAUUGUGAGGCGAGGCCAGUCCUUCCUCCUGACUCUGGAAAUGAUGCGGCCUUUCAGUUCAUCGGACGUACUCGUCCUCACGGUGGAAACAGGUUCUGCUCCGUCAGAGAGGUUCGGGACCCGGUCUGAGUUCGGCAACCCGUCGCCAAUGUACGCCAGCGACGUCAAGGCGAUCUGGAAGUACAACAUCGACAGGAGCGCCGUCCUGCAGAGGGGCAUCGUGACUCUGUCGGUGACCCCGCCGGCUGACGCCCCCGUAGGGAAGUACUCGCUGUCGGCAUGUGCCGGGAAGGGAAACACCAAUCUGGGAACCCUGGUGGUGCUCUUCAACCCCUGGUGCUGUGAUGACUGGGUGUAUCUUCCUGACGAAAGGGAAAGACAGGAAUAUGUGAUGAAUGAAGAAGGAAUCAUCUAUCAUGGAUCGGCCCAUUACAUCACCCCUUUGACCUGGAUCUUUGGACAGUUUGAGGAGGAUAUGGUGGACAUUUGCCUCAAGAUGUUGGACGUCAACCCAAAACACUUUAGAGACCCGGCUGACGAUGUCUCUGCUCGCUGCAACCCCAUCUAUGUUGGCCGUGUGGUCAGCGCCAUGAUCAACAGUAAUGAUGAUAGGGGCGUGUUGGUGGGAUGCUGGGGGGACAACUACUAUGGCGGUGUAAGUCCCACCCGCUGGACUGGCAGCGUUAGCAUCCUUCGGCACUGGUACCAAAACAACUGCCUGCCGGUGAAGUUCGGACAGUGCUGGGUGUUUGCUGGUGUCAUGUGUACAGUGAUGCGGUUCCUUGGGAUCCCAUGUCGUGUUGUCACAAACUUCAAGUCAGCUCACGAUACAAACAACAGCCUCAGUAUCGAUGAGUACUAUGACGACUGCGGCAUACAAGCCCGGGAAACCUCAGACACCAUCUGGAACUACCACGUGUGGGUGGAGGGAUGGAUGAAGCGACCAGACCUCAAGAAAGACAACAGCUACGAUGGUUGGCAGGUUCUGGAUCCCACUCCACAGGAAAUGAGCCAAGGAGUGUACUGCUGUGGUCCUUCUCCUGUUGCCGCCAUUCUUUGUGGCGACACCGAGCUCAAGUAUGAUCUGCCGUUCGUCUUCGCUGAGGUCAACGCUGACAUCGUCAGAUGGAAGGUCAAUGCUGAUGGUUCCAAGAGGAAAAUGUACUCUGACAGCUGGACAGUGGGUCAGAACAUCUCCACCAAGGCUGUGGGCUGCAACAUGAGAGAUGACAUCACCAACAACUACAAACACAGAGAAGGCACCAUGAGGGAGAGGGCCGUCUUCAACCGAGCCGUCGAGAGAAUGAACUCAGGAGGUGAUCAGCAGAGCUUCUGUGGAGUACACGAGCCCCUGAAGGUGGAGAUGAAAAUCGAAGAGGAGGCCACUGUCAUAAACGGUCAGGACAUUAAACUGAGGCUGAAGUUGUGCAAUAAGGAUCGCACCAGCAGAGUGAUGUCCAUCCAAGUCAACGCCCAGGCCAUGAGGUACAACGGAAAACCAGCUGGCAACAUCCUGAACACAGUGCAGCAGAGGACGCUUCUGCCUGGACAAGGUGUGACCAUACCGAUCCAGAUCCCGUUCUCCACCUACGACAGACACAUGGUGGGCUUGGACAGCAUGAAGGUUUCAGCCAUGGCCUGGGACGACGACGACAUCUACGAGACCGAGACCGACAUCGUCCUGCAGGACCCUGAGAUCUCUAUCAAGGUUUUAGGUCCAGCCCACGUGAACCGUGAGAUCACUUUGGAGGUGGAGUUUAAAAACCCGCUGAACAAGACGCUGACAGACUGCUCUCUGACCGUCAUCGGCUGUGGCUUCUUCAGGUCAGACUACGUGGAAAGCAACACCUGUGAUUUGGCGCCGUACGCCACGCUGAGGCUCAACAUCACUACGAUCCCCUACAGGGUCGGACUGAGGUCCGUGGUGGCCGACUUCGACUGCAGCUCCUUCAGAGACGUGAAGGGAAGCUGCAUCGUCGACGUCAAACCAUGAGGGCGACUUCAUCGGGUUUGGGCUGAAAUAGCCCGGCUCAUUGUUAAGACGCUUUAGAUAAUUAAUCCUCUGGAAUGGGUUUGUUUGUUGUAAUUUACUGCUAAAAAAUGGCAAGAAAUGGAAACUUUCACCUGUUUUCUUUGCUUUGGAUAGUUGUGGAAGAGAAUAGAUAUUUACCUUAUUUAAAUCAAUAUUGAGUGUUUCACAGCAUUUUCUGUUACAUGUAAUAAUUCUGACUGAAUGUAGCUCAGUUUGAACCUGUGUUUUAUACGAUUACAUCAUUUUCAUGUCAUAUAAUGAGCUGGAGAGCCACAACACCUCCUGCAUUCACCCACACAAACCUAAAUGAACCCAUGCAACAGUCAUGAGAAAUC